CGAAGUGGGUUCAGUUGACUUUUUUCGCUUCCUACUCGAUGGUGCGGUUUUUCUAGUCCACUUGGCUCCACGAAGCUUCCAUUGAUGAAGUUGUAAGUUGUCCAUUACGCGUUGAACCCACGUUUCCUUGUUCUUGUGUACUUCCCAUCGGGCGGGAAUCACCCCCGUGGUCAGAGCUAAUGCUUUUGUGAUCCAGAGCGGGUGACUAAAGAAAACAGUGAGAGGCUGUAUUUUCCCUACAAGACCAAGUGGACAGUGUAGUGUGUGAAAUGAUUGGGGAUAGCAUAUUUUUUGUGUUUCUCGUGACGGUGCUGGGUUACGGUGCCCGCAGCCAGGCACCGCCGCCAUCGGCUGCUCGACAGAUUGCACAAUUGGACAACAAUGACCAUCUGCAAUAUGUUUUGAGCAACAUUCUCAAGCCAAGGGUAGUGGGCACUAAGGGGCAUGAUGAGGUCGCCACCUUCAUUGCCAGCGAAUUGAAAACGUUAGGAUUCGAUGUGGAACUCGACUCCUUCUCCGCCUACACCCCAGUGUUCCGAAACUUAACUUUUACAAACAUAGUCGGAACUAUCAAUAGUAACGCCGCGGAAUUCGUGGCUCUGGCAUGCCAUUAUGAUAGUAAAUACUUCCCCAACGACCCAGGCUUCGUUGGAGCCACCGAUUCCGCCGUACCAUGUGCCUUGAUGUUAAAUCUAGCCAAAGUUCUUAUGCCUUAUAUACAACAAAUCCGAGGAAGAAAUGAUUUUGGACUCAUGUUAAUAUUUUUCGAUGGCGAAGAAGCUUUUCAGGAAUGGACUCAACAAGAUUCAGUUUAUGGCUCGAAAAAUUUAGCGGCGAAAUGGUCGAACAGUUUGUAUCAAAUGCCAACCACGAAACAAACGAUAAGGAAUAUCGAUCGCAUCGAAGUCCUAAUACUUCUGGAUUUGAUCGGAGCCCAGAGUCCACGCUUCCGAAAUUACUAUAUGCGAACGCAAGCUCUUCAUAAUCAGUUGGUGGGAAUCGAACGAUACUUGGCGAAAGCAGGACUUUUAAACACGAGGGGAUUCAUGUUUUAUCCAAGACUGGAAUUUAGUGGGGUCGAUGAUGAUCAUCGUCCUUUCUAUGAGCAAAACGUUCCAAUCCUACAUAUCAUCAGUACGCCUUUCCCAAAACAUUGGCACACGAAAUAUGACGACGCUGAGCAUUUACAUUGGCCAACGAUAAAGGACUUUAAUAGAAUAUUCAGAGUAUUUUUAUACCAAUAUAUAACCAAUCGAGAAGCCAGCUUCAAUCUUCGCUCAAUACCAGAAUACCAUUAAAUAGGGAAUAAUAUGGGAAUAUUGUAUUAUAAUAUAAAAUUUAUCAAUUACGAGUAAAAUAUAUCUUAAGCUUGAGACAGCC
Messenger RNA from Hermetia illucens (black soldier fly), 1380 nucleotides. RefSeq names its product glutaminyl-peptide cyclotransferase-like. The record is from RefSeq and is a predicted model, not a curated record. The transcript is spliced from 6 exons. Lineage: Eukaryota; Metazoa; Arthropoda; Insecta; Diptera; Stratiomyidae. Gene Ontology annotation, molecular function: zinc ion binding; glutaminyl-peptide cyclotransferase activity. Bases 270 to 1298 code for a protein of 342 amino acids.